UCGCUAUUUUGGCCGUCAAAUUGGUAUUCUGAAUCAAGAUGAAGAAGAAAAAGAGCUCGUAGCAACAAACAUGUCUGCUGCCAUCAUGCACCGUAUUUCUAAUGCUCUGUCUAAAUUUGAAAACUCUGUCGGUGCUUUAUUAGCCCGACUAUUCCCUCCAGCUGGACCAGAAUUUGCAUUGGCAGGGUUGGAUACACGAGCUUGUCAUCCACCAACAAGAUUUCUACCAAGUGCUAAACAAAUUUGGGAAGAUGCUAUACUUGCUGCUGUUCCAAGAAACAGACGUACUAUUGAAAAACGAUUAAAAAGGCGCUUCGGCCACCCUGAUUAUGUAUGGAAGAUGAUGUUCUUGAAGAAAAACUUACAGACCUGUAUGCAGUGUGGCAGCUUCCAUGAACCCGGUCUUCUGUGUCCCAAUUGCUAUCACAAAGUCAUUCAAGAAACAAAAGAAAUUAGAGACAAAAUUCAAGAGACUUUGAAGCUGGAACCUGUUGAAAAGGAUGUAAUUGUUUUGUAUGAGAAUGAUCAAGUGGCUUCAGAAUUUUGUGACGGCAAGCGAAUUGUUGAAAUGGAGAAGCCAAGACCAGAAUGGUUCACUAGCAACCUCAUGGAACCAAGUACGCAAGGGCCCAAUGAAGAUGUGAAGGAAGUUAAACCUAAGGAUCUGGCUUGACAAAAUCAGCCACACCUUAUGAUAGUGGUAGUUACCCUUGGUUAUAAUCAACUAAGGCCUCUUCAUAUUACAAUUAGGCAAAAAAAUGUUUUGUCAUUUGUAUAUUUUCUAUAGUAAUUAAUAAAUUGUUCACCAAAAAUU
This is a messenger RNA of Thrips palmi, 814 nucleotides long. It is a transcript of the gene mRpL32, whose product is annotated as 39S ribosomal protein L32, mitochondrial. The coding region runs from base 71 to 673 and encodes 200 amino acids. Gene Ontology annotation, cellular component: mitochondrial large ribosomal subunit. The record is from RefSeq and is a predicted model, not a curated record. The transcript has 4 exons. Lineage: Eukaryota; Metazoa; Arthropoda; Insecta; Thysanoptera; Thripidae. Gene Ontology annotation, molecular function: structural constituent of ribosome. Gene Ontology annotation, biological process: translation.